AAUUCACUAGCACAAUGCUAAGCUACUCAGUCUUACUCACACCCUCUCUUGCUCAUAUAACACCAUGUCACCAUCGCACCUCCUCCUCAUAGCCCUCAUCAUCUCCACCGUCGUCCACCACAUCUCCGCCCAAGGCAAAACCAAUGUAAAUGGACUCACUUUCGAAAACCCAAGACUCCGACAAGCCUACAUCGGGUUACAAGCGAUAAAAGCCACUGUUUUGUCUGACCCAUACAACUUUACAGGAAAUUGGGUUGGCCCAAAUGUUUGUAAUUAUAGUCGGGUGUUUUGUAGCACAUUUCCGGGUAACCGGUCUAUCCGCGUGGUUGGUGGAAUAGACCUCAACCGCGCAGAUAUCUCGGGUAGUUUACCUAAUGAGCUUGGUUUGUUAAAUGAUUUAUCUCUCAUUCAUCUUAACUCAAACCGCUUUUGUGGGACCAUUCCACGUAGUAUUAGAAAUCUUACUUCACUUUUUGAGCUUGAUUUAAGUAAUAAUCGGUUUUCAGGAGUAUUUCCAACUAGUGUUUUGUCACUACCGACUCUAAAGUAUUUAGAUCUUCGGUUUAAUGAUUUUGAAGGGAGACUUCCUAGAAGACUCUUUGAUAUAAAACUUGACGCUAUUAUAUUAAAUAGUAACAGGUUUAGGUCUGGGAUACCGUCGAAUCUGGGUAAUUCGACGGUAUCUGCAAUUGUUCUAGCAAACAAUAAUCUCGGGGGAUGUAUUCCCUCGAGCAUUGGUAGAAUGGCCAACACAUUAUAUCAAAUUGUUCUCUCCAACAAUAACUUGAGCGGGUGCAUACCCACUCAAGUUGGGUUAUUAAAAAAGGUGACAGUCUUUGAUGUCAGCCGUAAUAACCUUCAAGGGUCAUUGCCCGCAGCCAUUGGUGGAAUGACAAGUGUCGAGCAGUUGAAUGUGGCACAUAACCGGUUGACCGGAGUUGUUCCGGGCAGCAUUUGUCGGUUGCCGAAGUUGGUGAACUUUUUGUACUCGUUUAAUUACUUUACCGGUGAGGCACCUUCGUGUGUGGCCCCACCACCAAGGAAAGUGUUUUAUGAUGCCAAGAAUUGUAUUGCUGGUAGACCGAACCAGAGAACUCCUGGGCAGUGUUCUACCAGAUUUGCAAGGCCUGUUAACUGCCAAUUGCUACAAUGUGCCGGUUAAAAAACAAAAGGAAAUGCAGAAUAUAUAUAUAUUUAUUUAUAUAUGUGCGUGUGUGAUGAAGGCUAUAUAAAUAAUAAAACGUGAUGCAAGUUUAAUGAAUUCGUAGGUUUAAUGGAUUGUAAUGAUUUUGUGUUAAAUAUAAGAUGAUUAAGUGAUAAGUAGCAUUAUACCCGUAUAGUGUGGUCGGGUCAGUAUUCAUGUUGGUUGUGUAAUGUACGGAGUAUUAAUUAUUUAUGUGAAAUGAAAUUAAUUGUGUUUGUAAUAA
Molecule: messenger RNA, 1427 nt
Organism: Erigeron canadensis
Lineage: Eukaryota; Viridiplantae; Streptophyta; Magnoliopsida; Asterales; Asteraceae
Product: leucine-rich repeat extensin-like protein 4
Exons: 1
Coding region: 65-1162 (365 amino acids)
Molecular function (GO): protein binding
Source: RefSeq, a predicted model, not a curated record